Messenger RNA from Aedes albopictus (Asian tiger mosquito), 10255 nucleotides. It is a transcript of the gene ash1, whose product is annotated as histone-lysine N-methyltransferase ash1. Bases 743 to 9256 code for a protein of 2837 amino acids. Gene Ontology annotation, molecular function: DNA binding; chromatin binding; histone H3K4 methyltransferase activity. The transcript is spliced from 8 exons. The record is from RefSeq and is a predicted model, not a curated record. Gene Ontology annotation, biological process: regulation of DNA-templated transcription. NCBI's taxonomy places the organism in Eukaryota, Metazoa, Arthropoda, Insecta, Diptera, Culicidae. Gene Ontology annotation, cellular component: nucleoplasm; nucleus.
GCAGCAGCAGCAGCAGCACAGCAAUCGAGUGCUGCUUUGAUGAUGGUGAACUUUUUUCCAAAACCGCGAACACCACAGCAGUGAGGACGGGAAUUUUCUGUCAAUAUUUACGCCAAUUUGUCGCGCUCGAAAGUGGUCAAAGUGCGUCGCAAAGUGUAGCCGGGAAUGUUCCGCGUCGGAAGCGAAUGAAUGCGGGCGGUUCCGUGUCGGAUUCGGCGGUGAAAAAGUGGAUUUUCUUCGGUGGGUUUUGUGGCCCCGUUCCAUAGUCGAACCGAGAGCUGAUUGGGUCUACGCCGUGUAGUCGUCGGUGGCGGAGCCAAGAGUUGUUGGUCGGGUGUUUGACAGACGGAGUUGGCUGCGCCAGACGCCAUUUUAGAAUUUUUAUUUUGCCUUCAAGUGCGAAGAGCGGGCUGUAUUUUGCUUGGAGUAAAGUGAAAAUAUUAUCUUGUGUGGAAAAGUUGUGGAAUUCUGAGCGAGUUGGGGUGUUAUGUAAAUUAGUGAAUUGGGAAGUGAGUGAAAUUUCGAGGGAACAUGGGCAGUGAAGGAGAUACAUUUGGCGGUUUUGCGUUGGCAGUGGAGUGGAGGAAAUAAGUGACUGGCAAGGUGAAAAGUGCUGAUUGAGGACAAUUAUAAUAUUGGAUAAUCGGUUCAUUACCGUCGGUCCUGGAUCAAACGGUUUUACGCGAAGUGAAGAAUCGAAGAAUCGCAUCGAGAACAGAACCAAGGCAAACGGGGUCGCGCGAUGACGACGGUCAAGAGCACGCCGCCGGUGGAAUCGAAACCACCCGGCAAGUCGCCACUGUCGUCCUCGUCGUCUUCGUCCUCGUCGUCCGAUUCGGACGAUGGAUCCGACACUUCGUCUGAUUCCGACUCGUCGUCGGUGGCGUCGACGAGCAAAACCAGCAGCAAGCAGAGCUCGGACAAGAAGGAUCAGCAACAGCAACAACAGCAGCAGCACCCGCAACAACAGCAACUACAGCAGCAGUUCAGCGUUAUGAGCUCCGACAGUGCCGGUUUACGGAUGAAAAUUGCAAUCCCCCGAAGCAAUCAAUCGAAUUCGACCGCGACACCGUCUCCAUCGGGCGGUCGGCCAAGUUCCUCUGCCAGUGACGUGUUGAACCGGGUUGCGUCCAGCAAUGUAACCCCUGCACCCGUUUCAAACAGCCCAGCUCCGGUAGCGACCCCUGGCAGCGAGAGUACCAAAUCGGGCCAACUACAGGCGGAGACACCGUCGCCGACGAAGAGCAAAGAGAGAAAGGCCAGCAAGAGUGAGUCCAGUUCGGAGACGUCGUCGUAUUUCUCGAAUUUGAGCGACAGCGACAGCGAUAGUAGCAGUUCGGACAAUCGGAACAGUGGAGGCAAGCGAGGCAACAGCUCCUCGGGGAGCGGCCAGAAGAAGCAGAAGUUCAUCAAACGAAAGAAGAACAACCGAAGUGUGUCAACCAGCACCAGCAGCGAUGGAAGUAACGAAUCCAGCGAUUCGGAUUCCAGCAGCGAGGACAACGCGGACGAUAGCAAGGAUCAAAGCCAGGAGCCGCGAAUACCUGCCGGGAACAGCUCAACGCCAUUGUCUACGUCAACACCGGCAAAGUCACCUCCAUCAGCAUCUACGCCGGUUCCAUCAGUGCAACCAUCCCGGACGAACCCAGAUGCGGACGUGGGUUCGUCCUCCGACAAUGAACUUCCGGCCUUGGUCAAUGCAGCAAUCAUGCGAGUCGCCGAAAGUGGAUCGGACAACGAAAGCAUCCGUGGAACGCCGUCGGCUAUUCCGCAAUACACCUCCAGUCUGUUACAGGAGUUUGUUGCCAGAACGGCGAUGCUCGGAUGCGUUGGAAACUCAACAGAAGGAGCUUCGGCGAAUCAGUCGAACGCUCAACACAAAAUAAAGACUGAAUCUCCGCUGCCAAGCUCUGGCGCUCAUGCGGUAGCAUCCGGUAGCAGCAUCAAUGGAGUACCUUCUAAAACCGCAUCUGCAGCGGUUAUAAUGCCGAUCAAGCGAAGAGGUCGACCUCCUAAAGCAGCUGUUCAGCCGGUUGCUACUGCUGCUACUGCAGCUUCUUCAACAGCAAAAGCAAAUACUCCCACGGUUAGUGAAUCUCCUGACUCGGGAAUCCUGUCAACGCAUAGUUCGACCGGUUCACCCAAAACGGAGAAAAAGGCUUUGGCAACCGCAACUCAGAAAAGGAGACCAGAGCCUGAGCCAAGCAGUAGUGGUACAAGUAGUAAGCCUCCACCAACGGCGCCACUUACCAAGUACACGCUCUCCAGCCUAGACCGCAACACAUACGCUACCGAGAGGGUUCUGUAUCCACCUAGAGGUAAAAAGAAAGCCGGAAGACCGCCGAAAGACAAACAACCUCAGCAGGUCCAAGCCCCGGUGCCCGUUGAAGACAACCUGGAUCCCCUGUGGAAAAAGAUCGACAUCAGCAAAAAGUUCCACGAACCAAAAUUAAGUGGCUACAAGAGUGACGGUGGACACUCGACAAUCUGCUGUAGCAAACGACUGGCCUCGCAAAGUGGCUACAUCAGUGACUACGGCGGAGGAAGCAGCCAUCGGAGAAACCGUCUUUCCGGAUACAAAUCCGACUGCAGCACAAAAUCUCGGAAGAGCUGCGGUUACAAGAGUGACUACAGUGUUAAAGCGAAGAGUUGUGGCUACCGCAGUGACUGCAGCACGAGACACCGGAAGCAGGUUCGACGAAAACGUCGAAAGAAGCUGGCGCCGAACAAUAACAACCUCAACAACAAAAACUUCAACCAGAGCAGCAAAUCGUCGAGCGUUAGCGAACAAGACAUCCUGCAGCUGGCUGGAUUAACUCUUGGUAGUACUAGUGAGGAGAGCAGCAGCAGCCAGGAAUCUUUGUCGUCCAUCAACACCACAACUCCCUUCAGCAAAGCCUUACGAAUAUCUCAGGACACGUUCACCGCCAACAAAAGCACCAUUCCAUCUCUCCUGACCCCAAAGAACCGUGUCAACUCCCUGCUUCCAAUCAACAACUUCCGAGGCAUAUUCUCAUCCAUAAGUAAGUUCGGCAAUCUGGACACUUUCGGAUCCAGCAUAGGUCCGAAGAACACCUUUGCCACCUUCCUAAGGAAUAACCGCAAUAAAGACAACGGAAAAGUCACGCUAAAGAAACUGCCACUGUCCAAGGCGAACGUCAUCAAGAACUCAGAAGAGUGCAGCAAGCGGUUCCAACGCUCCACUAGCCAAGAUCUCCUCACCCGAAUCACAAACGCAGAUGUCCCUAAGCCUUCGCCAGCUAAAUCCGUCUGCUCUAAGCGCAGCAGACGAAAGAGCUGCCACAGCGAUAAGCUGGACAGUGUCUCAGUUAAGAGCUGCGGAACGAUCCGACAACGACGACUCAGUACAAUGAGUCGAUGCAGUAGUAGAUCGGCCGGUUCGAGGCAUCCUUGGAAAAAGAAGAAACGAAAGCGGCUACGAUCGAACUCCGUAGCGGGAAAGUCAUCGGCCGAUAUCAAGCUGGGUUUGGAGAUCGAACGGUUGAGCGAGUCGUUCGGAAGCCAAUGUCGGAUCAAUGUGAGAGACGGAGUACUUGGGAUUGGAGCAGCUGCGCUGGCUGGAGCUGCAGCAAAGAAUCAACAAAAGGGAAGGUCGAUGAAAAAGCGAAAGGCUUCAGAGCAUGUGGAGUCACCUUCAACGGCAGCGGCUGGCACUAAAAGAAGGAACAAAAAAUCAGUUCCAACACAAAGCCCUGACGAUCACAAACUGCCGUUGAAGAAGCGACACUACUUGUUGAGUGAACAAACAGCGAAAGGGAGUGACAGCGGAGCAGAACGGGAGGAUACUAGAAGCCACACAGUGGUUAAUCCUUGUGCAACGAUUGGCGGACGAGUGGCAACAGCUGCCGCUGCUGCCACAUCAUCCACCACUACUUCUGUGAGAGAUCCAACCAAGGCAGUGACCCCGAAGAAGCGCCAUCUGUUAAAAUCCCCUGAACCCGUGGUUCCAGAGGAGAUCAUUCAAAUCAAGUCCAGCGAUUCGCCGUUGACGGUUGAUCCCAAGACAGUGGAAAGCGCAACAUCGGAAGUUCAUGUUGGUCACAAAAAGCACGACGCAAUCACCCGGAAGAAGAACCGUCUGGAAGGCUUGGUGUCGAAGAUUCAACCAACCGCGACAGUCACGGCAAUACUAGCAGACAACAACAUUUUAGCAGCAGCAAGCCAUCGAGCUACGCCGCCAUCCCGUCCAUCUGUGAUCCACUCAUCAACUUCUGGUACGGCUACGACAGCCUCGACUACAGCUUCGUCUUCCAACACCAACGCACCUCCACCGGGAGUCUUCGAACCAACAGUUGACCUAGAACUUGCGAUUCCCGCUUCGAUUCCUUCACUGAUAGCAAAGGUCGAACUACUGGAUUCUCCUCGUCUGAAGGAUAACAUCGCCAAGACGGAAGGUGAAGACACCGGCAAGAAAAGUUCGGAAAAGGUGAUCGAGAAACUACUCACGAAGACCGGAGCUCACUUGCUAUUGAAGAAGAAACGAAAGAAGCCCAACCGAACGGGGUUUCCAACCGUUAAACGAAAGAAGAAGAGAUUCGUGGAAGAUAAACCCUCCGAAGAGGAGAACAAGCCUGAAGUGGGCCCAGAGUUGUUCGACUCGUCAAAUCUGACAAGGCAUGUUCCAUCGGAAGCGGAGAAAGCGGCAACAAAGUCAGGUCCGCAGAAGGAAGCUUCCAAGAACUGCGACCGAGUGCCGAAGGAAGGCGAACCGACGGAUAGUUUCAUCGAACGAAACACUAGGCCACGGCUUUCCGUGGUUAGCUUGGAACGUCUUCAGGGUAAAAUUCCGAUGAGUGGCCGAGAGGUGACGACGGGUCCAACGACUCCUCCGGCGACUGGAGCUGGCCGGGGAAGAAAAGCGGCUGGCGCAGCCCAGGCAACAACUGCAGCAACUGUAACACCAGCUGCAACGGAAGCACCCGUUGUUCCGUCGACAUCAGCAACAGUAGCGACGGAACGCAGGCAACUGCGAGAAAAAUCCAAGGACAAGUCUGAACCCGAGAAGAAGGAGGAACCGAAGGCGAAGGAAGAGCCUAAGGCAAAGGAAAAGAAAUCUCGACAGGAUCCGAUUCCACAAGUAAAGAUCAGUAGGAAGGAGGUAAUGGAGAAAAUUGUAAAGGCCAAGGAGAAACCGCCGGAGCCGGUAUUGCAGCCAGAGGUACCUAAGCAAAUAGAAAAACCAAGCAAGAUCCCAGUAGACAAGGAAAUUAAAAAGCAGGUUGUUCCUCCGGUAAAGAAAAGCAAAGCACCAAUUGAGGAACCGGCUCAACCAAUACCUGCACCUGCACUUCCAAUUCGCCGAACUCGUAGCAAUUCGAUUGCACUUGAUCCUGCCGAGCUGCUCAAGAAAACUUCCACUCAAGAAAAAGAAAUCGUACUGAAGAACGCUGUUAUCAAGCUACAACCAUGUACGAUCAGCAACGAGGACUCAGACUCGCUGGACUCUAUGCCAUUGUUGAAACGACUGCAUUCUAGAUCGUUAUCGCGGCAACAGCAAUCCGCUACUCCUGACGCUCCACCCAUUACGUCGCCAAAGACUCCAACCCGGCCAAGAGGGCGUCCACGGACGGCAUCACCAACACCUGCUAACGAGACUUCUCCAAUUCCCGUAACUCCAACUCUCUCCGAACAGCUGAGUAAACUCCGUAGAUCUCGUAUGAGCGUUCUGGAUACAACCAGGCGCCCUGUGGAGCCGGAACUUCCGGAAACUCCUCGGACCAAGGAAACGCGUUCAGCCGCAGCCAGGAAGUCCUUCUCGAAGGAACCUCCCGCCGUUGAACAGCCUCCAACACCGCAGCAUUACGACAUUCCACCGGUCAAGAUUAUCAUUUCGAAAAAAGAUCAGAAGGCCGUGGCGACAGCGGUCGCAGUCGAGAGGAAGCUGUCAAAGGAAAAAAGUCCCGUGCCCUUGUUUAUCGAAGAAAUGUCCAAGGAUCGACCGAAGUGUCGCAGCUCCAGUAGAAUCGAUGCAGUGGUAGACAAAAUCCGUAAAGAACAGCAAAAAUCUGCGGGAACGGUGGAGACUUCAGUGCCACCAGUUCCUCUGCCUGCGCCGCCAGCGAAGAUGAAGCGCGGGAAGAGUGACGAGCUGAAGGUGGAGAUGGAGAAGCCGGCUAAGAAACAAAAGAAGCUCGAGGGUAUACCGAUCUCCCAGGAAGUGAUCGUUCCUCUGGUACCCGUGGAUGUUCAACAGUACGAGAUUAGGGAAUCAGUAACGCAACUAGCCAGUAUUCAGCCUGCUUCAUUGACGGAAGAUUUGGAGCAUGAUCCGUUGCCAGCGGAGGAAGGACCUCCGGAUUACUUCCGCGAUGAAACUCCCUCACCUCCGGUGGACGGCAAGAACAAGAAAGUUCCUCGCAAGAAAUACAUUACUGCGGGUCUAUUUUCCGAUUGCUAUAAGGACGAUGGCAAGACUUCCGGACGCAAUGGGCCCAAAGUUCAGCCAGAGUCUCUUCUGCCUCCUCCGGCGUACUGCGAACGGUUCCUCAGGCGAACACAGCGAGACUUCCAACUUCCUUACGACCUGUGGUGGCUACAUGAAAAUGGAAAGCUCACAGCACGGCAUGCCAUUGCCAGCUGGAACUACCGAAAGAUCCGUACUAACGUGUACUACGAUGUGAAGCCGAAUCCGUCCACUGAUCAUCCGCAGUGUAACUGCAAGCCGGAUAGCGGCUGCCAGGAUGACUGUCUCAAUCGGUUGGUGUACGUAGAGUGCAGUCCGGAGAACUGCCCCUGCGGAGAACGAUGCAAGAAUACGAAGAUUCAACGUCAUGAGUACGCUCCGGGGUUGGAGCGAUUCAUGACUGAGCAGAAGGGCUGGGGAAUUCGGUCCAAAGAGGGCGUGACGAAAGGAGUAUUCAUAAUGGAAUAUCUAGGAGAGGUUGUGACAGAGAAGGAGUUCAAGGAGCGCAUGCGGACGAUCUACCUGAACGACACGCAUCACUACUGCUUGAACCUGACCGGCGGACUAGUCAUCGACGGCCAUCGGAUGGGAAGCGAUUGCCGAUUCGUCAAUCACUCCUGCGCACCUAACUGUGAAAUGCAGAAGUGGUCCGUAAAUGGGCUUUUCCGUAUGGCACUGUUCGCCUCGCGGGACAUUCCACCGUACGAAGAGUUGACAUACGACUACAACUUUUCGCUGUUCAAUCCGACGGAAGGUCAACCGUGCAUGUGCGGAGCUGAACAGUGCCGAGGAGUGAUAGGUGGCAAAUCGCAGCGAGUGAAACCUCUACCGAUGGCAUCGGAGGCGAAGAAACAGGAAGCGACAGUCGUGACAUCAAAUACGGCAGCCGCUCCGACGGAACACAGUCCACGAAGUGCGGCGCGUUCGAGGAAGCGUCAGGCGAAGAAGAAUGCUCCACUGACUCAACUGAAUGGUCAACCCCUGCCCAACUUUGUGCCGCCAACGGUGAAGGAGCGAGCGUUGAUCGUCGAACAUCACUGCUUCCUGAUGCGCAACCUGAACAAGAUACGGAAGCUGAAGGACCGAUCACCGGAACAUUCGACGGCAGCGCAUAUGGCGAGUCCUGCAGUGGGUGGAGUUGGUCAAGCGGGUCAACUGGCGCCGGGUGGCAAACCAUCACUUGCCUCGCAGAUAUCGGCGCUGCGAUGUCCGAGGAACAUCCGAACAAGGGGACUGGCAUUCGUCGAGGAUGAUCCGGAGUUGGAGAAGGUCGCUAGGAUUGCCGUGGCUUUGAAGGAGAUCUGUAUCGAGAUAGCCAGUUUGAAAGAUGAGCGUGGCCAUUUGUACUUAAACCGCUUGGCGCUUCCGUCGAAGAAGAAGGUACCGCUGUACUAUGAGCGAAUUCCUCGUCCGAUUGAUCUUGCUCAAAUUCAGAGCAAUAUCGAUCAAGGGACGUACAAACAACCGAAGGCCUUCGAGGAAGAUCUGCUUAUCUUGUUGAGCAAUGCGGUCAAAUACUACGGCAUCAGUUCACCGGAAGGUGUAGCUUCCGAGAAGCUGAAGGAACACUACUACAUCUGUAAACAGCGUCAGGUGGAUCGGUUGAUCGCGUACGUCGGUGAACAGAACGAACUGUUGAGAGGAUUCAUUCCGAAAACGGAACCAGAACCAGUGGUGCCGAUGAAGGGGCGAGGAAAAUUCAAGAAGCAAGAGCAAGCGGAAGACAUCAUCCGAUGUAUUUGCGGACUUUUCAAGGACGAAGGACUGAUGAUACAGUGCUCCAAGUGCUUGGUUUGGCAACACAUCGAGUGUACGAAGGCGGACCCCGCAGUGGAGAACUAUCUGUGCGAGAAGUGCGAACCACGCAAGGUGAACUACGAAAUACCGUUGAAUGAGUUCACCGAUGAGGGCUAUCAGUAUUACAUUUCGUUGAUGCGUGGUAACCUGCAGAUUCGUCAGACCGAUACAGUCUACGUGUUGAGAGACAUCCCGAUGUCCCCAGAUCCGAACAAUCCGAAUGGACCACCUAGGAAGCACACGUACGAAACGAUAGGUAAGGUGGAUUACGCCGAGUGUGACAUCUUCCGGGUUGAAAGUCUGUGGAAGGAUAAGGAAGGUCGACGGUUCGUCUACGGUCAUCACUAUUUGAGGCCGCACGAGACGUACCACGAGCCAACGAGGCGUUUCUAUCCGAACGAAGUCAUGCGCGUUCCGCUUUUUGAGGUUAUUCCGAUCGAGCUCGUGAUGGAGCGUUGCUGGGUGUUGGAUCCGACAACCUUCUGCAAGGGACGUCCCGUAGAUAGUUCCGAGCCGCACGUGUACAUCUGCGAACUAAGAGUGGACAAAAGUGCUCGGCUGUUCUCCAAGAUCUCCCGCCAUGCUCAUCCCGUGUGCAUGAAAUCCUACGCAUUCCACAAGUUCGAGCAGAAACUGAAGAUCUCCAAGACCUUUGCGCCUCACGAUCUGGGAUCGCUAGCGCAUCUGCUCGCAGCCAAGGACAACCGCAAAAAGAGCAAGAAAGACGAUUCGGCAUCCUCUACAUCUGCCACGCCGACCAACACAGGAGCUAAGAAAAUGACCCCUAUCAUUCAACUGCUUCCUCCUCCACCGAAGCCUGACAGCCACAGCACCGAUGGAGCUCUAGUACUACCUUCAACCGAGACCCUCGCCGAGAAGCGCAACCGGCUGGAGCUGGUUCUAGGCCGUCUGAUGGUCAAACUUAACGCUAAUCCAGCCGCCCUGCCCGUGGUGGACAUCAGCUAUCUGUUGACCGGCCGUGGAGCUCGACUCCGGCGUACCAUUGCCAACGCCACGCCCGUUCCGGCCAUUUGAGAGUGGGUUAAGAAGCGUAAAAAGCGCCGCAAAUGGAAACGCUGCUACGACUGAAGCCCGCAUCUGGACCUUUUUGCAAUCAUCGUCAUCGUCAUCGCCGUUGUCGUCAUUGAUCCGAGCAUUAUCAUUGUAAAUAGCUGCCUACUUGAGCAUGAACUGGUUGAAAUAUUUGAUUUUUGUUUUAAGGUUAUGUUUGUAGAUCAUUCAUUGAACACGCUAAGUUAUUUAAUUUAUUUAUGAUUCCCAUUAUCGUGGAGCGAGAACGUUUUGUUUAGAACAAAUAAACCCGAGUUGUUUUUGUUUCCCAAUUGCUUUCCGAAUUGUUUCACUAGUUAAACCCGUUGAGUUGACACAUCAGCAUUACAAACACGAUUUCUGUUAAUCAAAGUAUAAAAAUAGUUGUAUGUAACUGAAUAAAUUCACUUCACAGCCCCUCGUCGACGAAAAUCCCUUUCAAGUAUUAACAUAAUUGCACCAAUUCUAGGCAAUAUCAGCACUUAAUAUGAUACUUUUAAGAUGACCACACAAGCAAAUACACAUUGAGGAUAAUCAAGAUUAAGCAAGAGAAUUUAUAUUGUAACAUAGUAGUUUUGAGUGCAAAACAAAAUAUGGACUGAUAUGGAAGAUAUGGUUUAGGUAAAAAAAGAAAUCGCAUGAAUUAAUAUAUUUGGAACAGUUUGAAAGCAAAAAUUAGCACGGUACAGUAGGCAGGCAUAAGUGGAAUACUUUAAAACUAUUUUUACUUCUCGGAAGCUAUAAUAGGGUUUUAAAAUAGAAACUGUAAUGGCAAUUAAAGAAAACUGUACUACACCUGUCAUAUAAACACAAUGAAAGAGUGAAAUUCGAUGCGACAUUAAGAAGUAACACAAACUUUGAAACUCAUAACAAUAGAUAUAGUAGAAUCUUACACACCUGAAAUCUGCAUAAGAUUGUCGAACAGUUAGUGAAGUACUCGAUAUCCGAUUUAGUGAAUGAAAAUAACACAAAAUUUAAUCUGAA